CAACGAGUGAAAUGCAAACAAUCGAUGCAUUCAUUCAUUGCCUGAACUCGCGAUCCAUUCAGUCAUUCAUUGUCUGCUCAAAGACUUGACAAACCAUUUGAAGACCAAAACAAUGGACUUCUUGGACGACGACAGCGACGAUGAGAGCGAGACAUACAAAUUGUUUGGCGGCAAAGAGGGUCUCGUCUUCUUAAUCGAC
This is a messenger RNA of Oppiella nova, 199 nucleotides long. NCBI's taxonomy places the organism in Eukaryota, Metazoa, Arthropoda, Arachnida, Sarcoptiformes, Oppiidae. The record is from the annotation of a GenBank genome assembly.